AUGCCAUAUGUGAAAGUAAUGGACUCAUACAGGAGCUCAAAAACUCAAUAUACAAAUGGAGACCGUUCAAACUUUUGGCUUGGCAUUCCAUUUGCUGACUCAGAAGACUUUAUGGGUGGUAUUUCAACUGUUGGUACAGUUCAAAUACAAUAUACUGGUGACAGAGACGGUCCAGAUGAAUUGAAAGCAAAGAAGUUUACAAAACCAAUAGCACUUUUUCACGGAAGAUGCUCUUUUGAAAUUCGUUCGAUGAAACCUGCUGGGGCUCUCAGAUUGGUAUAA
This is a messenger RNA of Trichomonas vaginalis G3, 282 nucleotides long. RefSeq names its product protein of unknown function, DUF4106 family. The transcript has a single exon. NCBI's taxonomy places the organism in Eukaryota, Parabasalia, Trichomonadida, Trichomonadidae. The coding region runs from base 1 to 282 and encodes 93 amino acids. The record is from RefSeq and is a predicted model, not a curated record.